AUGGCUCUUGGGGUACAUCGCUGUAGAUUUGUCGGGUGGUCCCCGUCGCCCAUUACAGCCCUUGCACUGCCUCCUCCUCACAAAAGCCAUAAUUUACCCUUCCCCCCGCUUGCCGUCGGCCGUCAAAACGGCUCUAUCGAGCUCUACCGUUGGGCUGCAAAGGGGUCAUCACCACACGCUGGGUUCUCGAUUCCACACUCCCCGGUCCUGCAGAUACCAAGGUCGAUGCUCUUGCACUCACUAUACGCGCCCGGCGCCAGCCUCAUCAGCACUAUUUACUCUGGGACCGUCCUCCAUACAAUUCCAUCACAGGGAGGUACCAUCUGGUCCCUUGCUCCUGAUCCUACUGGUUCUUUCCUCGCAAUUGGCUGCCAAGAUGGUGCCGUGCGCUUGCUUGAUAUUUCCCAUUCCGAGGCACCUGUUCACGUGAAGCGGUUUGAACGUGUUCAGACCCGGUUCUUGAGCAUCGCAUGGGCGUGGUCGAGUGAGGUGGCAUCUGAAGAAUCUACCCAACGAGAUCUAGCGUCCGAUUCAGACGAUGAGCUAGACAGCUCAAAUGUUCUACCUGCCACGACGCUCGUGACUGGAUGCUCCGAUAGCUCACUUCGUACGUGGGACGUUCGUACAGGACGGGUUCUCAACCGGAUGACCGUCGAGCGAGCGAGGGGCGAGAGGACUCUAGUAUGGAGCGUUGCUGUACUUGGGCGAGUCCAUCUUUUCAGCCCAUAUUCACCCCCGCCUAAUAACAAAUUAAUAUUUAGGGAUGGAACAAUAGUAUCGGGUGAUUCGUUGGGCACCGUCAAGUUCUGGGACAACCGAACUGCAACCCAAAUUCACUCUUUCACGGCUCACAACGCAGAUGUACUUUGCAUGACCAUUUCGCCGACCGGUGAAGCUAUUUAUACUUCGGGUGUAGACCAACGUACCAUCGAGUUUGUGAAGCUCCCACCCUCUGGCAACGACCAUGGAAAAUGGGUUCAGACUACACAGCGGAGAAUCCAUUCACAUGAUGUGAGGGCGCUCGCAAUGUGGCCUCCAUAUGUUCCUACAUCGAACGAGAAACAAACGUACGCACCUCUUCUGAUUUCAGCCGGCCUAGACAUGAGCGUAGCACUAGUCCCUGCCGCCCCUCCACAAGCUGAACAGCUUGGAAUGCUCACCAAUCCUAUUCUAUCCUCGCGCUCGAAUGUAACCACAUUCGAAGAUGCAUACCCCAAGAGGCUCGGUUAUCCUCUUGCUUCAGGAAACGUGGUUCUGGCUUCUAGAGCGAGGCUCGUCGUCAGUUUUUCCGACCGAGUCGUAGGAAUUUGGAGAUUACCUGCGCAGAAGCCCAAAACAGUAGGUGCAUGGGAGGAAGGGGAUGAGAAUGAGUGGGAAAAGGCGCUUGAGAUGGAGCUUAGGUUCCGCACGAACAUCACAGCGGGUGCAGUGUCGCCUGACGGGCAGUGGCUUGCUGUAGCGGAUGUCUGGGAAGUCAAGUUAUUCCGCGUGGAGGACGUGAACGGAACCCUGCGACCCCGUCGAUCACGAACCAUCUCCCUCGUGUUGUCCUCUGUGCUGAGCGGCCAGACAGGUGCAUCAGCUCUAUGCUUCACCCCCGAUUCGCGCAGACUCGUAAUAGGGACAUGGAAGGAAGCGCGCAUUGUGCUCGUUGACCUCGACCAAGGUCCACAAGAGGCGGUCGUACGCGUCUUUGGAGUUCACUCGGAGCGUGAGAAUAGUGGCGGAAAUGAAGGGCACGAGGACGCAGUCUUGACUCCGCGCGUCUCGCGCGUGGCAGUUUCGCCCGAUUCACAAUGGCUCGCGAGUGCCGAUUCGAAUGGACGCGUGUGCGUGUUUAAUCUUGAUUCAGCCAAGCAUACAACCACUCUCCCACGCACGUUGCUUUCGCCCAGCGCACUUUCGUUUGAUAGUCACUCGCCGCACGUCCUCGCACUGGGCUAUCCAAACAACGAGAUCAACUACCCCAUACUAGGAAUUGUCUUUCCUCCUACCCUUACCCCCAACGAACGCAAAAUGAAACGGGCGGGCGAAGUAGACGAAUCGUUUGCAAUUGUGACCAAGUUCCGGCCGGUUUUGUUGGCUGACUUUUGUACGGAUGGGGUUGGAGAAAUGGUCGUUGUGGAACGGCCAUUAGUUGAUUUGCUCUCGACGUUACCGCCGGCUUAUCUCAAGCCCAAGUACGGAGCGAAUUAA
Molecule: messenger RNA, 2196 nt
Organism: Rhizoctonia solani
Lineage: Eukaryota; Fungi; Basidiomycota; Agaricomycetes; Cantharellales; Ceratobasidiaceae
Product: U3 small nucleolar RNA-associated protein 4
Exons: 9
Coding region: 1-2196 (731 amino acids)
Biological process (GO): maturation of SSU-rRNA from tricistronic rRNA transcript (SSU-rRNA, 5.8S rRNA, LSU-rRNA)
Cellular component (GO): small-subunit processome; t-UTP complex; 90S preribosome
Molecular function (GO): RNA binding; protein binding
Source: RefSeq, a predicted model, not a curated record